CUAUUCUUCCCUUUCUUCAAAUUUCUCUCCCCUCUCUCUCUCUCUCUCUCUUUCUCUCUUUCUCCUUAGACUACCGGGUCAACAGUAACGGUGGAUCUGUGGAUGUUUAUAUAUGGUUGUUCGAUGGAUCUAUGAUGAUAUCAAUCAUUUAUUAAGGUUGUUGUUGUAUCUCUCAUGGAGGUUUAGAAACCCAUCCAGUUUUAAUUUGUUGUUUCUUCAUCUUCUUCCUUAAAUUUGUUGAUUACUUUGGGAUGAAGCUGAGAGAUUGAUCGUCUUCAGAUAAUCAGAUCGAUCCAUCUAGAAAGUGCUGAACUGAGAGGUUAUUUAGUCGGCCGGCGAGAUAAUUAAUCCUCAGAUCAUCGUAUAUAUAGUGGUAAGUUGAGUAAGAAGCUAAGCUGGCUAACAACAACAAGUGGUGGGAGAGAAUAGAUGCCGGGAUGGGCGGCGGCGGCGGCGGAGAUGGAGGCGGAGGAGGGGGGUUUAAUCACCAUCAUCAUCAGGCUCCUCCUCCUCCUGGUUUCGUUCACCAGCUCUUUAGUACGCCUGAGCUUCAGUUGCACCACCAAUCUAAUUUCUCUCAGCAUCAACCCUCCGGCGGGGGCGGCGCCGCCGCCUUACCUACGACGCCUACCUCGGAUUCAUCCGACCAGAAGGAACAGAAAUCGGAUAAUGAUGCGGCGGCUACUAGCUCGGGAGGAGGAGGGGGAGGUGGGUCGACGUCGAGCCGUCGACCUAGAGGUCGGCCGCCCGGGUCGAAGAACAAGCCGAAGCCGCCUAUUAUUGUGACGAGAGACAGCCCUAACGCCCUGCGGUCUCACGUGCUGGAGGUCUCGGCCGGGGCCGACAUCGUGGACAGCGUGACCAGCUACGCGCGGCGGAGGGGGAGGGGGGUCUGCGUGCUCAGCGGGAGCGGCACCGUCACUAACGUCACCCUGCGUCAGCCGUCCUCGCCCGCCGGGACAGUUGUCACGCUCCACGGCCGCUUCGAGAUCCUCUCGCUCUCCGGAACCGUCCUCCCGCCUCCCGCCCCGCCCGGGGCGGGCGGCCUGUCGAUAUUUUUGUCAGGGGGACAGGGGCAGGUCGUGGGCGGGAGCGUGGUGGGGCCCCUUAUGGCUUCCGGCCCGGUAGUGCUCAUGGCUGCCACGUUCGCCAAUGCGGUUUUCGAGCGCCUCCCUCUGGAGGAGGAAGCGGAGGGAGGCGCGGGCAAUGCAACCGCCGCCGCAGCUGGGCAGGUCCAGUCGUCCACCGCCGCGUCCCAAACAUCCGGCGUGACUGGAGGCGGCGAAGGCGGAGGAGGAACGUCAUUCGGAAACACACAACAGCCACAGCCGCCGCCGCCAACCAAUUACCCGUUUUCAGCAGAAGUGUUCGGAUGGGCUGGAAACACCGCCGCCGCCGCCGCAAGACCACCUCAAUUUUAACGAGAGAUCGAUGGAGAUGAGGUUGGAUACAUUAAUCUUGCACUUGUUUAUUGAUCUUAUGCUCCAUCAUAUUAAAAUUUGAACACAGGAUCUAUUAUAUGGAGCAACCUUAAAUCUGCAUACCAGUCAUUCCAUCCUCAGAGUGCUCAAAAUUCAGCCAGAGAAUUAGUCAUCCAGGGUAGAUACUUUUGUUACACCCAAAAAAAAAUUGUUUUUGUUGCAUAAAUUAACUAAGAUGUGAAGUGCUUGUAUCGGAUAUAUACAUUUUCUCAACUCAAGUAAGUGCUUUCUUAGCUACUCGAUCACAUCAUCGGCGGUGAAGCCAGGUAGAGGUAGCAUUACGCCACCGGAGAAUUUUAUUUCCAUCAAAUAUUAUAUAUAUUCAAUCCAUCCACCAAACUAAUUAAGAUCAAAAUUAAAUAAUAAUAAUAAUAUUUGCAAA
Molecule: messenger RNA, 1863 nt
Organism: Ipomoea triloba (trilobed morning glory)
Lineage: Eukaryota; Viridiplantae; Streptophyta; Magnoliopsida; Solanales; Convolvulaceae
Product: AT-hook motif nuclear-localized protein 27-like
Exons: 1
Coding region: 438-1421 (327 amino acids)
Biological process (GO): vegetative to reproductive phase transition of meristem
Cellular component (GO): nucleus
Molecular function (GO): minor groove of adenine-thymine-rich DNA binding; DNA-binding transcription factor activity
Source: RefSeq, a predicted model, not a curated record